AACGCGCUCAAGAUGGCGGCGCCGGCGGAGGCGGAGGUGGCCGCGGCCGCGGGCUUCACCGAGGCGGCUGAAGCCGCGGAACUGACCCGCGCGCUCGGCCGCCUGCUACCGGGGCUGGAGACGGAAAGUAAACUGGGACGGCGGCGCGCUCUGGAGGCUCUGGAGCAGGCACUGGAAGAGGCGGUGCGGCCCGGCGCGGAUUCCGCGGCCUUCCAGGGCCCCUGGUCCCGUCUGCUGCUGCCGCGCCUGCUGCGGCUUCUGAGCGAUCCGGCCGAGGGCUGCCGCGCGCUGGCCGCUCACCUGCUCGACCUUGGCCUGCGCCGCGCCGCGCGGCCCCGCGACGCUCUGCCGCGUCUGCUGCCCGCGCUCAGCGCACGCUUAGCCCGACCUGAACUCGCGCGGCCGCCGCCGGAGCCCUGCGAGGAGCUGCGUCUCGCCCUCGUGCAGCUGCUCCACCUCGCCGUGGACCUGGGCGGCGCCGCGCUCGCGCCCCACCUGGACGACGCCGUGCGCGCCUUGCGGGCCGCGCUGCUCGACCCCUUCGCUGCGGUGCGCCGGGAGGGCUGCGAGUGCGCAGCCGCUCUGGCCCGUGCCACUCCGGAGCACUUCCACAUGCAGUCGGAGUCCCUGAUAGGCCCCCUGAUGCAGACCAUCUCCCACCAGCACUGGAAGGUCCGGGUAGCCGUUAUCGAAGCCACGGGCACUGUGAUCCAGUUUGGCAGUGGGAACUCAGUGGAUGAUGUCCUUUCCCACUUUGCUCAAAGACUCUUCGACGACGUCCCUCAGGUCCGGCAGGCAGUGACCUCGGUGGUCGGGGGAUGGCUGCUGAAUCUCCGGGACCGCUACUCCUUCCUACACAAGCUCACCCCACUGCUGCUCAGCAGCUUCAGUGAUGAAAUGCCUGAGAUCCGGCAGACAGCCACCAGCCUGUGGGAGAAGGUCGGGCUGCAGUGGCAGCAGGAGAACGAGGCAGAUCUAAAGGACAAGCUGGACUUCGCCUCACCUCCUCCUCCCAACUACCCUGAGCACGAGAGCCGCCCUGGCCUGGGCUGCCGAGAGCUGGUCUUCAGGAACCUCUCCAAGGUGCUUCCUGCCAUCUGUCAUGAUAUCACCGACUGGGUGGUGGGGACGCGGGUGAAGGCAGCACAGCUGCUGCCGGUGCUGCUACUGCAUGCAGAGGACCACAUCACCCAGCACCUGGAGAUCAUCCUCAGAACCCUGCAUCAGGCGUGCACCGAUGAAGAGAAGGCUGUGGUCAGCAGUUGCAUAAGAGCCGCAGAGCUCAUUGGCACCUUUGUCAGCCCGGAAGUAUUUCUGAAACUGAUCUUAGCCAUGCUGAAGAAAGCACCCUCUGCCUCUGGCCUCUUGAUCCUCGCUUCUGUCAUCCGGGGCUGCCCCCGGAAUGCCCUCCAGCCACACGUCAAGGUCAUAGCCACAGAGCUGGCCCAGGAGCACAUCUGCCAGGGGUCUGAGAAUAAUCUCUACCUGGAGCAUCUGCUGCUGUGUGUGCAGGCCCUGCUGUCUGUCUGUCAGGAAGACUGUCGUGCUGCCAGCCUGCAGCUCCUGGAGGUGCUGGUGACAAUAAUGUCAGUCUCCAAUGCCGUGGGUCUUGAGAAGAAGGCCCAGAAGACCAUGGACACACUGGCUGAGGUGGAGGAUAUCCCCAGCAGUCAGGACCUCUACCGAAAGCAUGUGGGUGCACUCCUGGAGCGGCUGACAGCCUCGCAUGGCGAGUGGGCAGUGCACUCUGUGCAGUUGCUGAAGUUCACUGAGCUCCUCACCCAGGCAGGCCCGGCUGUGGGAGAAGCGCUGCAGCAUGUGAUCCCCACCCUCAGGGCCUGUCUCCAGCCCUCCACAGACCCACACAUGCGCCUGAAGCUCUUCUCGAUCCUGUCCACGAUGCUGCUGAGGCCUAAGGACACUGUCGAUUCUCAGGGACAGUUCCAUGGCUAUUUGGAUAUGGUAAUAAAUGACAUCCUAGCCCCCAACCUGCAGUGGCAUGCAGGGAGGACAGCUGCAGCCAUCCGGACGGCUGCUAUAUCCUGCCUGUGGGCACUCAUCAGCAGUGACAUCUUAUCGGCCAAGCAGGUGCAAGAGGCACAAGAGACCCUGAUGCCACAAGUGCUGGCCACGCUGGAGGACGACUCCCAGACCACACGCCUGAUGUCCUGCCGCAUCAUCAACAUGUUCCUCAAGAAUUCAGGGGAUACCAUGGAGCCAGAGAAAUUCCUCAAGGUCUAUCCUGAGCUCUUGAAGCGCCUAGAUGAUGUCUCCAAUGAUGUGAGGAUGGCAGCUGCUUCCGCCCUGCUCACCUGGCUCAAGUGCAUCGAGAGCUUGGAUGGGAAGUCCGCCUAUCAGAGUAGCGUUCAGUUUCUGUACCGGGAGCUGUUAGUCCACCUGGAUGACCCAGAGAGUGCCAUUCAAGACACCGUCCUAGAAGUCCUCAAGGAGGGCAGCGUCCUGUUCCCAGAUGUGCUGGUGCGGGAGACGGAGGCUGUCGUCCACAAACACCGCUCAGCUACCUACUGCGAGCAGCUGCUGCAGCACAUGCAAACCAUGGCUGCCGCUCGGUGACCGUGUGCAUCAGCUACUGAAGGCAGACAGUGGUGGCCUGCAGACCUCGCACUUAAGACACCGUGUCCAUGGCCUCGGGCCAUCCUUGGGCCCCUACCAGCCACCAGAUGGUGCUUGAGCAUCAGCUUCUGUGUUUCCUAAGCGGAUUUCUGGGGUUUUGUAACAUGCCUACUUUUCACAGAGGCCUCAGACAGCUAAAAUUAAAGUUAAAUCCCCCCCACCCCCACCAAACACACACACACACACAUGCCAGCUUCCCAAUUAGCUGCUUGAACAUAAUGUUUUUAUCACAAGCCCCAGGGGUCCUGGGCUGCUUUCAGAUUCACCAUAAUGCUCUUCACAUUGCAGGAAAGCCAAACGAUUGUAAAACAACCAACCAUCCACUUCCUCUGGGCUCUGUCCCAUCAUCCUGUGCUGAGGACAAUGUCCAGUCUUGACUCAUUGAUAAAGUUUCUCCCAACUAUUUUGGUAUUUGACACAGGGUUUUCUCGGUGAGGCUUUGGCUAUUCUGGAACUCUCAGAGAUCCACCAGCCUCUUCCUCCCCACACUGAGACUGAAGACUGCACCACUACCACCCUACUCCUCCCGGUGUUAAACACACUGGGAUGCCUUGCAGUGUGGGUGCACUGUCCUGGGGUGCCCGUGGGUAAAGGAUAGACUAGGAAACCAGCCUUCAUCCCUACCACUUGCUGUAGCAGGCAGUAAGGUGGCCAUCCUCCAGUGUCUUUUCCACCAAGUGCCUAAAGAUUUCUAUGUGGUUCUUAGCCGCAGCCUGUAUUUUUGUUAAGACAAUGUUGGGGAGGGGGGAGGGUAUCCAACAAAUUUUAACAUUUCUGCUUUGCCAUUUAUGGAAUUAAAUUAUUUAUUGUAGUUAUU
This is a messenger RNA of Mus caroli (Ryukyu mouse), 3451 nucleotides long. RefSeq names its product dynein axonemal assembly factor 5 (gene Dnaaf5). Gene Ontology annotation, molecular function: dynein intermediate chain binding. Gene Ontology annotation, biological process: outer dynein arm assembly; cilium movement; inner dynein arm assembly. NCBI's taxonomy places the organism in Eukaryota, Metazoa, Chordata, Mammalia, Rodentia, Muridae. Gene Ontology annotation, cellular component: cytoplasm. The record is from RefSeq and is a predicted model, not a curated record.